UGAGGAGAGUUUCGGCAAGUGUUGGCUUCUGCAUUUUAAUUUUUAAAAUAUAGAGUUGCGUCGUGUGGUUGACAUCUUUCAUAAAAUGUUGCAUCAGAGCUAAGUUUAGUAAAUUGUUCUAGAGUAAGGUCUGAAAGUUUUUAUUUCUUUUAGGAAGAACAUUAUUCUGUAUUCAUCAUUAAAAAAUUACCCAAUUUACCGGCAUCCGGCCGUUGGCAUUUAGUUUGUUUGUUGAGAAGUGAAAAGUCGCACGCCGGCAACCGCAACAUAACAAAACUGAGAACAGCAAGGAAAGCAGCACGCCAACUGAAUUUUUUCUCAGACCCUCCCCAAAAAAUUAAAUAAUAAUUUGCUGCUAUGGGGAAUUGUUGCAUGUCCAAGGAGCCACAGAAUUCGUUCCAGAACGAAAGUUUCAACAACAACUCGCAAAAUGUAUUGAAUCACCAUCACAUAAACGUGCAGCAGGUGGUGUCUGCGUCGAAAGAAUCCAUCAAUUACAAGUCCAGUAGUUCCAACCUCCAACACAUCAACGACAGGGAACCAGAAGAGUCUGUGAACGACCCUUCCGUACACCCGCAGGCCUGCCCCAUCUUCCUAAUGAGAUCCGUCAGUGAUAAACAUCGAAAAAGCACAGAUCACAGAAGGCGGAAGAGUCAGUAUGACAACCACCACCAUCAUCAUCAUCACCGUGAGUACGGGCGAAUCAUACGGAAGUUCAGCUCCUGUUCGACCAUCUUCAUCGACGACUCGACAGUCAGCCAGCCAAAUUUGAAGAACACCAUCAGAGCAGUUGCACUUGCCAUCUACUUCCACAUCAGGAACCGCGUUCAACGGGAUCCCGCCGCCUUCGAAGACAGUCAGAUGGACAUAUUCGACGAAACCAAAUAUCCCAUGUCGAAGGAAGCCCUGCCUGAGGACCACUUCAGAAGGGACCCUGAGCACAAAACCAUCUACAAGUUCAUCAGGAACCUCUUCCAUUCUGCUCAACUGACAGCUGAAUGUGCCAUCGUUACACUGGUAUACUUAGAACGACUGCUGACAUAUGGCGACAUGGAAAUGCUGCCAAAAACAUGGAAGAGGAUCGUGUUGGGAGCCAUCCUUCUGGCUUCCAAGGUUUGGGACGAUCAGGCCGUCUGGAAUGUUGACUACUGCCAGAUACUGAAGGAGAUUACUGUUGAGAACAUGAAUGAACUGGAGCGUCAGUUCCUGGAACUCCUGCAGUUCAACAUCAACGUGUCGUCCAGUGUGUACGCCAAGUACUACUUCGACCUGCGAGCCCUGGCCGAAGCCCACGAUCUGACACUUCCAUUCGAACCGCUAAGCAAGGAGAGGGCCAUCAAGUUGGAGGUGAGCAAUGCUCUGAAGAGGAGGCACAGUGACGGGUUCGCCUCCAACCCCCGACUCAGCAAGGCCAUCAUCUCUUGACCGAUCAUCUUCAUCAUCGUCGUCGUCUCAUGACCGAUCAUCAUCAUCAUCGUCGUCGUAGUAGUUGUCAUCAUCAACAUUAUCUUCUUAAUAGUCCAGUUCUGUUGGAUACGAUCAUUAGUGUACGUUCAAAUAUCAUCAUCAUCACUGGCAUUGUCCCGUGAUCGUUGAAUUAAUUUGCAGAAUCGUUGAAGCUCUGGCUAUGCAUUUGUAUUACACAUCAUCGUCAUCAUUGAGUUCAUUUCAUUUGUAAAUGUAUCGUGGCUGGAGAACAUCACAUCUAUAUCACCUUCUCCGCCUCCAAUUUUAUUUGAUAUUUGUAAAUUCUAAUCAAUCCAUCUUACCUCUUUUGUACUUCUUACUGAUCAACAUUUAUUGUCUUGUUUUUAUUUUUGAACUCAUCAUGUUCUUUCUCUGAUAUGCGACCAUGAAUUGACAAACAAGUAACUGAACGAAUUGGGAUAUUAUUUGAUAUUUUGGUGCUGCUAGGCGGUUCUUCGUUCUCUUUCCUUCCAUCCAUCGUCUACUAUUCUUUUAUUUGGCAUUUUAAUUUAUUCUACAAUAAUGUUAAUAAAAUAUUAUUUUAAA
Messenger RNA from Helobdella robusta, 2013 nucleotides. RefSeq lists its product as hypothetical. Bases 358 to 1425 code for a protein of 355 amino acids. Gene Ontology annotation, cellular component: plasma membrane. The transcript has 9 exons. The record is from RefSeq and is a predicted model, not a curated record. Gene Ontology annotation, molecular function: protein kinase binding; cyclin-dependent protein serine/threonine kinase activator activity. Lineage: Eukaryota; Metazoa; Annelida; Clitellata; Rhynchobdellida; Glossiphoniidae. Gene Ontology annotation, biological process: regulation of canonical Wnt signaling pathway; regulation of cyclin-dependent protein serine/threonine kinase activity.